Molecule: messenger RNA, 798 nt
Organism: Acanthosepion pharaonis
Lineage: Eukaryota; Metazoa; Mollusca; Cephalopoda; Sepiida; Sepiidae
Source: the annotation of a GenBank genome assembly
AUGCAACCUUCAAAAACUUUGAUUGACAUAAAAGAACACAACGGUUUUUGCUUGGUUAUGCCAUGCUACAGUCAACCUGACAAGAUCAUUGCAACAAAACUGGUGACAGUUUUUCCAGACAAUGUUGAUAUUCCGAGUCAUGAUGCAGCCAUUCUUCUUUUUGACAGCACAAAUGGAAAACUGCUCAGUUUAAUGGAUGGUGUUUAUAUUACUGCAAUGAGAACAGCAGCAGUUUCUGCAGUGGCCACAAAAUUCCUCAGUCCUUUGCAACCACAAACACUGGCUAUUUUGGGAGCAGGAGUACAAGCCAGAUCUCAUUACAAAGCACUAACAUUUUUGUAUAAUUUCAAAAAGGUAAAGGUAUGGAGUCGAAGACGAAUAACUGCUGAAACGCUAUCUUCUGAGAUUGGUGCUGAAGCAUGUGACAGUAUUGAAGAAGCAGUACUUGAUGCUGAUAUAAUAGUAACAGUAACAACAGCUACUCAACCAAUUCUCAAGGCAGAAUGGGUUAAGAAAGGAGCUCACAUUAAUGCUGUUGGUGCUUGUAAACCAACUUGGCAAGAAUUGGAUCCAGCACUGAUGCAAUCUUCUAUGGUUUAUGUUGAAGACACUGACAUAGCAAAAAAUGGAAGUGGAGACAUUAUUAAUUCCAAAGCUGAAAUUUAUGCAGAAAUUGGUGAAGUUAUUGCAGGAUCAAAAGUGGGGUACAGGUCCAAAACCACCAUCUUUAAAAGUCUUGGUAUGGCUAUUGAAGACAGCGUAUCUGCCAAAUUGGUGUACCAAAAAUUUUCCAAUUAA